AUGUCUUCCAACAUGAAAAUAGAUGAAAAUUUAGAUGGAGAGAGUAUUACAUUGGAGUCCACACUAUCAGAAACUCAUGCACCAAUUGCAAUUCAUGAAACUAUCCAAAGAGAGACAGAGAAUCAGCAAGAUUCAAAAACAAGCAUAACAAAAGGCAAAACCACCAACGUAGUCCCAUUUUACAAACUCUUCUCUUUUGCAGACUCUCUUGAUCAUGUAUUGAUGUUUGUGGGAACUAUUGGUGCUAUUGGAAAUGGACUGGCCACACCCUUGAUGAAUGUAGUCUUUGGAAAUUUGAUUGAUGCAUUUGGAAGAUCCACAAGCCCUGGAGAAGUAGUUCAUGAUGUUUCUAAGGUGGCCCUGAAUUUUGUAUACUUGGCUGUUGGUUCCUUCGUAGGAUCAUUUUUUCAGGUGUCUUGCUGGAUAGUCACUGGGGAGAGACAAGCAUCAAGAAUUCGAAAUUUAUACCUCAGAGCAAUUUUGAGGCAAGAUACGAGCUUCUUUGACAUGGAAGAAACUAAUACUGGCGAGGUUGUUGGAAGGAUGUCAAGUGACACAAUUCUUAUUCAAGAUGCAAUGGGUGAGAAGGUAGGACAGUUGAUACAGUCAGUGGCAACUUUCAUUGGAGGCUUUGUGAUAGCAUUUGUUAAGGGAUGGCUUCUAACCCUUGUCUUGCUAUCCUCAAUUCCACCUCUUGUCUUUGCUAGUGCUGUAAUGAGUAUUGUUAUUGCAAAAGUGGCAUCCCGUAGACAAGUUACCUAUUCUGAAGCAGAAACGGUGGUAGAACAGACACUUAGUUCUAUUAGAACUGUUGCAUCAUUCACUGGGGAGAAGCAAGCUAUAGCUAAAUAUAAUCAAUCUUUAGCAAAAGCAUACAAGAGUGGUGUGCAAGAGGGAUUGGUUUCUGGUUUUGGAAUCGGUUCAGUUUAUUUUAUUGUUUUCUGUGCGUAUGGUUUGGCUAUAUGGUUUGGUGGCAAAUUGGUAGUAGAGAAAGGGUACACAGGAGGGAACAUUAUGACCGUAAUAUUUGCAAUAAUGACAGGGUCCCUUUCUCUUGGUCAGGCAUCUCCUAGCCUCAGCGCUUUAGCUUCAGGACGAGCUGCGGCAUUUAAGAUGUUUGAAACGAUUAACAGGAAACCAGAUAUUGAUGCAUAUGAAACAACAGGUCAGCAGCUUGAUGAUAUUGGUGGGGACAUAGAACUGAGAGAAGUGAGUUUUAGUUAUCCUUCAAGGCCAGAUCAAGCUAUAUUCAAAGGAUUUUCUCUUUCAAUACCAAGGGGAACAACAGCAGCUUUGGUGGGGCAAAGUGGGAGUGGGAAAUCAACAGUUAUUAACCUGAUAGAGAGGCUUUAUGAUCCACAAGCUGGACAAGUUCUCAUUGACGGAAUCAACGUAAAAGAAUUUCAGCUUAAAUGGAUUAGACAGAAAAUAGGCUUGGUCAGUCAGGAGCCAGUUCUGUUUACCGGCAGCAUUAAAGAAAAUAUUACCUAUGGUAAGGAUGGUUCGACUGAAAAAGAAGUCAGAGAAGCCGCAGAUCUUGCCAAUGCUUCUGGGUUCAUAGAUAAAUUUCCACAGGGGCUCGAUACAAUGAUAGGUGAACGCGGAAUGCAGCUCUCAGGGGGUCAAAAGCAGAGAGUUGCUAUAGCUAGAUCAAUUUUAAAAGAUCCAAGAAUUCUUCUUCUUGAUGAGGCUACUAGUGCCCUUGAUGUGGAAUCUGAAAAAAUAGUACAGGAGGCACUAGACAAAAUCAUGAUAAACAGAACUACUGUUAUUGUGGCCCACCGCUUAAGUACUGUAAGAAAUGCCGCUACUAUAGCCGUUAUUCAUCAAGGAAAACUAGUAGAAAAAGGUUCACAUGUGGAACUCACUAAAGAUCCUGAUGGGGCCUAUAGUAAGCUCAUUAGUUUACAAGAGACUGAGAAGGAGGCAGAAGUACAGAAUGUUGCAACUGACUCUGACAGACCAGAAAAUAUUUCAUAUUCUUCAAAUCAAAGAUUUUCUCACUUGCAAACUAUAAGCCAAGUUGGAAACAGCGGUCGUCACUCAUUCUCAGUAUCACAUGCACUUUCUACAACAAUUGUUCCUCUGGAAACAUCUGGUUGGGAAGUUGAAGUUCCUCCUUUAGGAACCUCACAACAACCACCACCUCCAAAAGUACCACUUCGCCGCUUAGCUUAUCUAAACAAGCCUGAGAUCCCAGUCUUACUUAUAGGAACGAUGGCUGCAGUCGUAAAUGGAGCAAUAUUACCUUUGUUUGGAUUAAUGAUUGCCAAAAUGGUCAAUACUUUGUAUGAGCCUGCAGAUGAACUCCACGAAGAUUCAAAGUUUUGGGCAUUGAUUUUUGUUGUCCUUGGUGUGUCAUCUUUCUUAAUUUUUCCUACAAGGUCCUACUUUUUUUCCAUUGCUGGUGAGAAGUUAGUAAAGAGGGUGCGACUGUUGUGUUUUGAGAAAAUAAUUCGAAUGGAAAUGAGUUGGUUUGAUGAAACUGAGAAUUCAAGUGGUGCACUUGCAGCAAAGCUGUCCACCAAUGCUGCUACAGUUAGAGGUUUGGUUGGGGAUGCACUUGGUUUACUGGUUCAGAAUAUAGCUACUGCAAUUGCAGGCCUGGUGGUUGCAUUUCAGGCAAACUGGAGCCUCGCUCUUAUAAUUCUUGGUUUGCUACCUCUGUUGGGACUAAAUGGAUACCUUCAAAUGAAGUUUAUACAAGGAUUUAGUGCAGAUGCAAAGAAGUUGUAUGAGGAAGCAAGUCAAGUGGCAAAUGAUGCUGUGAGUAACAUUAGAACAGUUGCUUCUUUCUGUGCUGAAGAGAAGGUUAUGGACUUGUACCAAAAAAAAUGUGAAGCACCAAUUAAGGCAGGCAUAAAGCAAGGGAUAAUAAGUGGAGUUGGUUUCGGGAUGUCAUUCUUGUUACUGUUUUUGGUCUAUGCAUGCAGUUUCUAUGCUGGAGCAAAACUUGUAGGGGAUGGUAAAACAUCAUUCAAAGAAGUUUUUCUUGUCUUCUUUACCCUAAAUAUGACAGCUGUUGGAAUCUCCCAAUCUAGCUCCUUGGCCCCUGAUUCGGCCAAGGCAAAAUGUGCAGCAAUGUCUAUUUUAGCUAUUAUUGAUCGAAAAUCGAAAAUAGAUCCAAGUGAUGACUCUGGAUUGGAACUGGAAGAUGUUAAGGGAGAGGUUGAGUUUCACCAUGUUAGUUUCAAGUACCCCAGCAGACCUGAGGUUCAAAUAUUCAGAGAUUUUUGCUUGACCAUUCAUUCACGCAAGACAGUUGCACUGGUAGGAGAAAGUGGAAGUGGAAAAUCAACAGUUAUCUCAUUAUUGCAAAGAUUCUAUGACCUAGAUUCAGGUCACAUUACAGUUGAUGGAAUAGAAAUCCAAAAGCUUCAGGUUAAAUGGUUAAGGCAAAAAAUGGGCUUGGUAAGCCAAGAGCCUGUGUUGUUUAAUGACACGGUACGAGCUAAUAUCGCAUAUGGAAAGGGAAAAGAUGCAACAGAAGCAGAGAUCAUUGCUGCAGCAAAAAUGGCAAAUGCUCACAAGUUCAUUAGUAGUUUGCAGCAGGGCUAUGACACCGUUGUGGGGGAGCGAGGAUCCAGAUUAUCGGGUGGACAGAAGCAGCGUGUGGCAAUUGCAAGAGCAAUAUUGAAGAAUCCAAAAAUAUUACUACUAGAUGAAGCCACCAGUGCCCUUGAUGCUGAGUCCGAAAAAGUAGUUCAGGAUGCACUGGAUCGAGUUAUGGUUGACCGAACCACAAUUAUAGUGGCACACAGGUUAUCCACUAUUAAGGGUGCAGAUUUAAUUGCAGUGGUGAAGAAUGGGGUCAUUACAGAGAAAGGAAAUCAUGAAACAUUGAUCAACAAAGGAGGUCACUAUGCUUCCAUUGUAGAUUCAAAUCACUGAGAACAGAAUUACAAAAUUGAAAAAGACAGAGUACAUUAAGUGUAGAUUCAGAACGCAACCAAGUCUUAGAUUGAAGGAGAGAAACUAGUGUGCGUAUAUAUAUUGCUUGUACAUUAAACUUAUAUUUCACAACCUUUCCCACCUUUAGACUCCUUAAAGAGACUACAAAUUUUCACAGCAAAAGAAAGCUUUAGUGUUCAAUAUCUAGACCAAAAGUUCUUAAAAAGCUCAGCAAGAACUAUUUGCAAACACAAUAUUCUAAUAUUACUACAACAUAUAGACUAACAAUAACAAAUGGAUAUAAAUCAUCAUACAACAUUGAAAACUGAAAAGAAAGUAACCAAUUUUACUGGCUAAUGGUUAUAAGAAUAUCUAAUCAAAUAAAUUUGCAGUGCUUGUUAAAGGAACCCCAUCCUUACAUCAUUUCUCCAAUACUAAAUGCAAUGUUGUAUAUGAA
Molecule: messenger RNA, 4348 nt
Organism: Medicago truncatula (barrel medic)
Lineage: Eukaryota; Viridiplantae; Streptophyta; Magnoliopsida; Fabales; Fabaceae
Product: ABC transporter B family member 11
Exons: 12
Coding region: 1-3891 (1296 amino acids)
Biological process (GO): oligopeptide export from mitochondrion
Cellular component (GO): mitochondrial inner membrane
Molecular function (GO): ABC-type oligopeptide transporter activity; ATP binding; ATP hydrolysis activity
Source: RefSeq, a predicted model, not a curated record